This is a messenger RNA of Racocetra persica, 1422 nucleotides long. Lineage: Eukaryota; Fungi; Glomeromycota; Glomeromycetes; Diversisporales; Gigasporaceae. The record is from the annotation of a GenBank genome assembly.
GAUGCUCCGUAUGACUAUAAAAUUUUGACCAGACCUCGCGAAACGCAAGCGAAUUCGAUAAGUACUCAUUCUGCUGGACAGGAAACGAAGCUAUCGGAAAUUCACAAAACUUUCGAAGCUGAACUCCAAGCUUAUGAAGACCUAAAGAUUCGUGAGGAGACUUCAGAGGAUUGGAUUUUCGAUGCAAACAGUGGAUACUUUUACAGCAGAUCUGCACAAACAUAUGCACUGUGGGACAGCCAGAAUCAAGAAUGGAUGUACUUUGAUAGUAAUUCUGCACAUGACCCGGAGCAGAGCAAAACCGAUGAAUCAAUGUCUAUUCCAAAUAAAGAGCAUGGCUCUGAAGAAGCCACAGAUGAACAAAAUACACGUAUUUUUUCACCUCCACAAGGUUAUGUCAAAACUUCAGAAGCACAAUAUUUUUUUCAUCCAGAAAGCAAUAUAUGGUUCGAUGUGUAUUCUGGUAUUUAUUCAGCAUAUGACGAAUCUACUCAGACUUAUACUCCUGUCGAUCCAUCAUCUAUCGUUUAUACAUCUCCUAUUAGUAAUGAAGAUUCUGCAAUAGAUCAGGGUGAGCCUGGUAGCGAUGCAACUCUCAGGUUAGUGGUUAUGGAAUCUGGGAUUCUCAAAUCUGGCCAUUUAGUACUAGUUGAUGCAAACGGAAUUUCGAUGGGAAGAGAUAGAUGGGAUGAUCGACGACUUCGUUUGGCUGAAAUGCCCACUUCAAAACAUCAUUGUCAAAUAUAUUGUUCUUCAUCAGCUACUGCUGAUGCCAAAUCCGACGACGAUGAUAUGUCAGCUGUCACAACCUUGGAUACAUUUUUCAUUGUUGACAAUGGAUCACAAAAUGGUACAUUUGUUAAUUCAAAACGAUUGUCAGAAAGUAAGAUGAGUUCUAAACCUCAUCAAUUAUGUCAUUUGGAUGAGUUAGUGGUUGGGAGCACCAAGUUUCAGGUACACUUGCAUAAACAAUGGACCUGUGAUGUUUGUACUGUAACUGAAGGAAAGAUGAUUGACAUAUCACAAAAGUUUGAUGGGAAUGCUAGUCAUAAUAAAAUUAAACAAAAAGGUUCAGAAGGAGAUAUAGGGUUCGAUGGCAUUAAUAAUAAUAAUAAUGCAACACAAAAAGAACUUUUGGAAUUUCAACGCCGUGAAGAGUUAAAUCGAUUGAAACGAAAAUACAUGGGUCAACCAAAUGUUAAACAUAAACAUACAAAAUAUGUCGAUCGGGCAGCAAUAAGAAGAGAGAUUCAUCCUGAUAAUAGUCCGAUAAGAAAAGAUUGGGAAGAUGUUUCUGGUACAAAUUCUGAAAUAGAGAUAAAUGUGCAGACCAAGAUUGGGUCUGAAAAUAGGGGCAAUAAGCUUUUACAAAAAAUGGUCAUACAAUUAGUUGCAAGGAUAAAAAAUUCUAGCAUUUCUUAA